AUGCCAGAACGGUCAGGCGAGAAGUUGCUUCUCCAGCUUCCAGGACGAGUGUCCGCGACAGUUGUACGUGUACAGAGUCAGCUGCUAACGACCAAUGAUGAAUAUGUGGACAGCCACAUGAUGGAAAUGACUGCGAUUCUCGUUCCCGACUCAUCUUUGCUUGUUUCGCGGGGUGUUGCAGAACUGGAGAAGGUUACGCGGCUGGGAAACCUGUACCGCAUGUGGCAGCAGCGAACAUCCCACAGCCACGUAGCCAUAACGCUGGAUGAGCUGGCGCUGCUCAAGCAGUCCUCGCGUCUCGUACACUUCUGCGCGACGCCGCUACUGUUCAGCCCCGCCUGGAGACGCAGCGCAGACAAACACAAGAUGCCUAACUCGUUGCCACGGCGAUCCAGCAGCAGCGGAAACUUCCAGAAGCAGUCGAGCGACGACUCGAAUUCACGGUCACGUCAGAGUUCAGGUGGGAGUGCUAAGCUACCCGGCGGGCUGCAGCGGCGGGGGGAUGCGGGCGGCGCGGCGGCGGGGACGGACGCGCGACGCUCACUGCGUCUCGACCUAGCGGACGCCCUGCAGCAGCAGCAGCAGCGCGGCGGCAGCAGCGGCGGCGGCGGCGGUGAGGAGAUGUGGCACGUGCAGCUACGGCAGAGCUUCAUGCAGGAGUUCAUACAGUACAUGACGUCGCUCGGUUACGUGGUCGUACGCACGCGCCCCCUGUCACCGAAGGGGAAGCGGCCGGCCACGGAUGGAUCCACCGGCGGCGGCGGCAGCGGAGGAGGAGGCAGCAGAGGAGUGAAGCUGCACGACGCGAUCAGCUGCUACCUGCAGAAGACGAUGCUCGGAGGAAUCCUGAUGGUGGAGCUGAAAUACGUCGAACCUUUCUUUAUGAUCAGCAUCUUCGGUCUCGAGUGUUCACGUCUGCUCACCGGCACGAUGCUGAGCAACCAGAUGAAGCUGAUGUUCAUCGAUGAAUGUGAGAAGGAUAAGAUCCGCAUCCACGUUCACUCGUUCGCCUACGACUUCCACCUGCGCACCAUCCUCUCCUACCUCUCCGGACGCGUUCUCAUCCUCAAGCAGGGAUACCAUCUCGCUAGCUUCAUGAACGACUUCAUGAAUUACUACCAGAAGUCUCCCGGGUUCGCUCGCAACGACUGCCUGUCAGGUACGAUCAGCAUACCGGACCUGAUAACUCCGGCUAGCAAGCUGUAUGAAUACAUGCUGAACAAGGACCGACACUAUGGCAUGACCGUCAUGCGCAUGGUACCCGUCACCACCGCCGACGAACCGGACCCCGAAGUGUCGGAGAACGAGUACGUGCUCGUGUCUCUCUCGUCGUGCCGCGGAUCCUACAAGGACCUCGAGGACGCUCGACAGCUGCACGAGUUCGACGUCGGGCUCAUCGUCGAGCACAGUGCUGCCCCCUGCACGGCGGUGAGGCAGACGGACGGCGGCCGGCACACGCUUUCGCUGCAGUACUUCAUCGUCAUGGCGAGCAGACGCGAACUGUUCCCGAAGAUCACGCUCGAGAAGUUCGUCGGUUCCGGAUCGGCCCCUGGGAAACCUUUGGGUAAGGUUGUCUAA
Molecule: messenger RNA, 1578 nt
Organism: Priapulus caudatus
Lineage: Eukaryota; Metazoa; Priapulida; Priapulimorpha; Priapulimorphida; Priapulidae
Product: protein SZT2-like
Exons: 9
Coding region: 1-1578 (525 amino acids)
Cellular component (GO): peroxisome
Source: RefSeq, a predicted model, not a curated record